Messenger RNA from Metopolophium dirhodum (rose-grain aphid), 640 nucleotides. It is a transcript of the gene ND-B12, whose product is annotated as NADH dehydrogenase [ubiquinone] 1 beta subcomplex subunit 3. NCBI's taxonomy places the organism in Eukaryota, Metazoa, Arthropoda, Insecta, Hemiptera, Aphididae. The record is from RefSeq and is a predicted model, not a curated record. The transcript is spliced from 3 exons. Gene Ontology annotation, biological process: electron transport chain; mitochondrial respiratory chain complex I assembly. Gene Ontology annotation, cellular component: mitochondrion. Bases 143 to 469 code for a protein of 108 amino acids.
UUCUAUUAUCAAAUCGCUCGAAUUUUUAUUUUAGUUAAUAGUUAUCCUUCGGGCUUCGAAUUUCGAUUCCUUCGCGUAAUCGCGUCUGUAAUUGAUUUAUAAUAAAUAAUAUUAAUAUAGAUCCUGAUACAUUUAAAGAACGAUGGGUGGCCAUCACGAACAUGAAAUCAAAAUACCGGAUUACAGAAUAUAUAAAGUUGAUAACGUACCGGAACUUGUGAAGGUGAAGAAUAUUUUAGCCACCGAAGGACUUAAAGAUCCGUGGUUGAGGAAUGAAGUUUGGAGAUAUCCUCCAAAUCAUGGUAGUCGUUAUGCACAAUAUUUCAAAUGUUGGUUCCGCGGUAAACGUGGGCUUACAAUUGCCUUUGGAUUAGCAGCUUCUAUUAUUGCUGUGGAAAAAACCUAUGAACAUUUUUAUCCACCAGUUCAUCAUCACAGAAAGCCUUACUUUCCAUCAUCCAGUGUUUAAUUUAAGAUUAUAGUACCAAAAUCAAUGGACUUCAAUGACGUGUCCAGAGAAAUAAUAAUUAAACUUUAUAAAAAUUCAGUACGAUAAAUUUUAGUUUUAGUUUAAUUUGUUUGUAUUACAAAAAAAUCAUUUAUAAAAAUAUAUUAUAUGAAAUACAAGGAUCAAUUUAAC